GGUUGCUAGUACAUGACAAAACACUUUUGGUACGGUGCACAUCUAUUGUCUACAGAAACGAAUAAUCCAUACGGGACCAGCUUACUCAACUUGAUACUGUCUCGGAUUUUGAAAAACCAAAAAUCAGCUUGCGCAACCCUGCUUGGCAUCUGAGUACAGAUUGCGGCUGCAAGUCGUCUGAUUCGACCAAUAUCAUGGAGUUCGUCAACGCCAACAAGGGCAUAGCCCUCUGUAAGGAGGGCAACUAUGCCGACGCGAUCCCACAUCUGACCAAGGCCAUCGCCGUCACCAUGUCUCCGAUCUGGCUUCUCGCCCGCGCCGAGGCAUACACGAAAGCAUCGCAGUUUGAGCGCGCCAUUGUUGACGCCGAGCAUGCGUACAAUAUUGCCGCUGCGCGGCAGCAUUCACAGAGGCUCGAGCAGAUGCUGGAGGCCCAGUAUCGGCGCGGUGUGGCGCUCUUUCGGCUGGGGAGAUAUGCCGACGCUGACGCCUGCCUGUUGUGGGCAGUCAGGUUGGGCAGCGGGGCUUCAGCCCGCGAGGAGGAUCUGGUAUUGGCCAAGGUCGACGGCGAUGGCUUCUACAAUUGCACAUUGGAGCAAGCCGAGAAUGAAAAGCCUGUCUCCCCGGAAAAGGGCAAUGUGAACCAGGCUGAUCUGACCAAGAGUAGAAAAUGGGUUAGGGCACAUUCUAUGCGGCAGGUGUGUUUGUCUAACCUGGCGAGGUUGGCAUCCGAUGCGACCGAGAGGAAGUUGACUGUGACCAGGACGCCAAGCCCGCCCGCAUUGGUGGAUGGGGAGUACAGUCUGGACGGAAGCAAGGACGGUUCAGAAAAGGCAGCCGGUGGACGUCAAGGGCCCGCAGCACUAGAUACCACCGCCACCGCUGUGAAACCUCAGCAGCUUCGGUUUGACUUUUUCCAAAGCUCUGCCAACGUCACCCUAAGCAUCUUUUGCAAAGGAGUCGACAAAAAAACUUUUCGCGCCGAAGCCGACUCAAGGACUAUUGUGCUACAUAACAUGCCCAAUGAGGGUGAUCCACCGGUGAUGCUCAGCUUAGCUCAUGAAAUUGAGCCUCACACCAUUAAGCAGUUCGUCGGGUCUGUCAAGGUUGAGCUAACACUGGUCAAGGCGCAACCUGGUGAGAAAUGGAAAACGUGGGGUUCCAUGACGGACUCUUCCGACCUUGCAUCGGUAUCCCAACCGAAGGAAUCGGUACUGUCUGAACCCGACGUGGAAGACGAGCCGCCAAAGCCCAAGCCGAUACCGGACUGGGUCCUUCAGAACAAGCCACCGCCGUAUCCAACAAGUUCUAAGAGCGGACCCAAGGACUGGGAGAAGCUCGGCGAUGACGAUGAGGAGCCACAGGACGUGAAUCAUUUCUUCGAGAAGCUGUACAAGGGCGCGACACCCGAGGCUAAGCGUGCCAUGAUGAAGAGCUACACUGAAAGCAACGGGACAGAGCUGAGCAUGGACUGGUCGGAUGUUGCCAACCGUCAGGUCGAGGUUCAUCCGCCCGAGGGUGUGGAUGUGAAGAAUUGGGACGGGACUAAGCGGAAGUAACCAGAUGAACUUUAUGCAGCAAGCACAUUAGCUCAGUAGCUGAAGGGGCCAUAUCGAUAUGGGACAAACAAAAUACGGCGGGUUCAUCGGUCUAUGGUGUAAAAUGAUGCAAGAACCUUGUCUUGUUCUGGUACAGUACUUCAACGGUUGUCAGAGAAGAAACUUUGGCGUGGGAUUAAGGCCAGGUAUAGCGAUAUCAAAGACUUAUCUGACUUCCCACGGCUCAAUCACAUCCGUUAGGCAGCAUCCCCCCUCCAUAUCUUGCGACUAAGCUCCUUGUCCUCUACAAUCCACCCCUUAAGGCAUUCUGCCCUAGGCUCGAGCUCGUCCGAACCACCCUGCUGGAGAAGUGUCAACUCGGGGUUCUGUACCAUCAUCCCAACAUCUCCAUCUUCACUGUCCAAUCUUGCAUCAUGCCCAAGCAGCAAGUCUGCAACCAUCCUUCCGAAUACCACACUACCCCACUUGUCGAGAUGCGUCGUGUCACGAGGGCUGCUGUUAUACUUGUUACUGGCCUCCGCUCCGAGGGCCUGAACAUAACUCGCGCUGGCCUGGUUCAGAUCAACAAAUCUGGCACCUGAAUUGCCCGCCGCCGUCAUGGCUAAGCUCCGUUCAACCCCAAGAGAAUCAACAAGCGUUCCGUUGUCCCAGAAGUCCCUUCUUGACAGCGGGCUGAGUAUCACUGGUAGCCCGCCCGCGGCCUGGACGUCAAUGGCAAACUUCUCCAAGUUUGACUGAAACUGUUCUCUCGAGACCCCGCGGGAUGGGAGUUGGUCGUUGUGCCCAAACUGUAUCGUCACGACGCAGCUGCUGUUUGCGCUGUGUUGUUGGACCGACGAAAUCACACGUGCCCACUCCCCUGCGUCGACAAAAGAUGCCGUCGUUGCGCCGUUGAUGCCAUGGUUGACACCCCACGCUCCCGCCGUGUCGUUGAGAUAGGACAGAAACCCCGUGCCCCAACCGCCACCGUUCGGACUCUGUAUAGCUGUUGUCGAAUCACCCGCUAGAAAGAAUGCGAAAGGUUUGGUCUGGCAGCCCCGCUGCUGGGGCACCUCUGUAGGUGCAGCUCCGACAUGGGCGAUGAGUGGCAUGACUCCGAUAAGGAAGGCGGCUGCCAUAAGGCGGUUGGAACAAGCGCAUGAUCUCAUCCUUUAUGUGUUGUACUAUGCUUUGCUGGGCAAGGGCGUUGUCGAACUUGGUCUCUCGAUACCAGGCGGUUCUCUCUUCGACAAUCUGGAUCUGGUGUGCGAAAUGUCGUUCGCGACCAGAAAAGCACGACGGUAUAAUCAGUGAGACUAUAUAAUCAUGACACAACCUAAAAAUGCAGCCUUUGUGGAGCUUGGAACCUCGAAGUUCUGGUGCGAGCCUGGACAUACUGGCCGACUACCGUCCAUUGGUAGACCGGCCGAUCAUGAGACCGGCGCUUAGUGCAUAUUUCAGUGCGCGGCGAGUUUCACUAGACACGCCCACUUCGCCAAAAGUCACGCGCGUAGUGUCUCGUGUCAGAUGCUCGGUGCAUGGGCGAUAUGGGUUCAUUAACUCUUUCACAUUCAAACAUUGCCUAAACUUUGAUUACUAACUCGGUGUGAAUUGUGUGCAGCUUUUUUUUGCAUCGGGGUCUAUCGCUGCUUCAGGAAAGAAGCAUCUAAUCAAAUGAUCGCCGCAAUAUCGGCUACCGAUUGCGGUUGGAAGACCAACGCCUUACCAUCACUUCCCUGACCUUGUACCGCUCCAGCAAGCCAACAAUGCCCUUGUUUGGGUCUGACACCAAGUCGACGGUUGAGGGCGGUGGGAUGUCAACGUAGACAAGAACCAGACUUUUGAGCACGUGGGAAAGAACCCGUUGGAUACCAUGUAACCAGAACCAAGAUAGAUGUUGCUGUGGGUGUUUGCGCUCCUCAAGAUUCCAGUCGGGGUGUGAAUAAGAUGGAAGCACCACGAGGCCAAAUUCAGCAUGAUCAAAUACGGGUCCGCGCCGGUAAAGGAGCAAGUCGACUCCAAACUUAACACCCUCGCGAGGAACCCAGCCAAGUGAUCGAAAGUGAUGAUACACAACGUAAUGAACAAGAAAUGGGUCAUCGGUGCGUAGACCAGAGGAUGCAUGGCUUGGCAAUCGUGGCGGGAAGUAGUAGUGGUCGGCAAACAGGUGCAGAAGCUCCAAGUUUGACAUUAUCGCCUGUGUUUUUGGGUCUACGACUGCCAGUGCGCCGAUGGCAAAUGAAAGAUAAAAUGCUUCCUGUGCAGAUAACUGCAGGUGCUCGAGGUUUCGAGUCUCGUCAAGAGGCGUGCGGUGCGAGAUGUCAUUACCUUGGCCUUUCUGCACUGGUGAUGGUUUCAAAUAAUCUUCCAGGAGUUGUGAUUGCGAACCUCGGGGACUAGGCGGUUCAUUUUGAUCAAAUGUGGUCGAUGCGACCCCACCGGAGAAACGAACAUUCUUCUGCUUCUUGAGCAGAUGGUGCAGACCUUCAAUCUUGUGAGAGGACGGAUGGGCACUACCAUUGACCUGGGACUGUUCCGCCAAGGUUGCCACAUCGCAGGACACCCCGCUUGUGCCGGUGGCCAGUCCGCUGGUAGAACUGGGAAUCGAAGGUGGGACCUCCAGAUCCGACGCUGAGUUAGGCAGUCUGAGAAGCUCAAGAGGACCGACUGGAGGUACAAUGGCUUGCGGGACAUAAGAGGCAGGCAAGACAGCAGCAGCUAGACUUUCUUCAAGACGAGUCUGUUCUAUAAGCUCCUGCUCUAGCCUUGCUCGUUCCCAUUUGGCCCGAAGACGUUCCUCUCUCCUCUUGUUGGUGUUUUGCUCUGCAACACUGACGCUAUCGACGCCACGGCGGUUCAUCUCUCGCUUCAGCCAGUUUGGCUCGCUGCGGCUCAGACUUCCUUUUCCAAAGAAGCCCUGCUCCCACAGAGCUCUUAUGGCUUCAACAUCCGAAAUUUUGACGGACCUGGU
Molecule: messenger RNA, 4509 nt
Organism: Pyricularia oryzae 70-15
Lineage: Eukaryota; Fungi; Ascomycota; Sordariomycetes; Magnaporthales; Pyriculariaceae
Exons: 1
Coding region: 195-1559 (454 amino acids)
Biological process (GO): protein stabilization
Molecular function (GO): protein-folding chaperone binding
Source: RefSeq, a predicted model, not a curated record